CGGUGGACACAGUGAACAGAAGGACCACAACCCCGAGCUGAAAAUACAAAACACACGAGAAAACUUCUUUAAACUUUUAAAUUUAUAUAAUUCUUAUAGUUCUUCCAUCUUUCGCUAAACUUCACAAUGUUCAUCCCGUCGCAGAAAUCACCACCGGAUCUGAAAGGAUUUACCCUCAUCAUGCCCGUGGUCGCUGUGGGUAACGUGGGGCAAUUGGCUGUAGACCUCAUCAUCUCCACCUUUGACAUGUGUCGAGUGGGCCACAUCCACACCGACUGCCUCGUCCCGAUAGCAGGAACCAACCCGUACAGCACCCGAAAAGAGGACGCAGACGGAGUGCACACAGCCGCAGAAGUUUACAUGUCCAGAGAAAUGAAGCUGGCAGUUCUUCAAAUCAGGUCCCCCGUCAUUCAUAAAAGAAGCAAACCGUUUCGUCAGGUGCUUAUAUCUUGGAUCAAAGCCAGUGGUUUCUCCAGGACGAUAGUUCUGUCCAGUAGUCAUGCUUAUCAGAGGGAUGACAGACAGCUGCAAGGGUCUCCUUUGAGGUAUCUGUUCACCCCGUCCAUGCUGAAGUUGAGUGAGGAAGCGCUGAAGGAGCUGGGGUGGACAGAGAUGGAGAAAGUCCAGGCUUUUCCCGGUUUAACAGAUGGAACUUCAGAGCCACGACUUUACAUCCCAGGAGGCGGCAUCACCAAAGGGCUCUUCACUGACGGUUGUGCGGAGGACCUCCCACUGGCUGUGCUGCUGGUCUUUUGCUCAGAGGGAGACAACAUCCCAGACGCAUUCAUAUUGAUCAACCAUCUCAAUAGCUGGCUCCACCUGCUGGACAAUCCUGGUGAAGGUCAAAACAAGUGGAAGGUCCCACCUUCCUGGACUCUGAUGUUUGGAGGCGGCAUCCCACCUGCACUUUUCUAAAACAUAAUUCAUUCCCAAAUGUUGUGGCAAACUAUAAAAUGCCAAUGUUUGACUCAGACAUGACAUGAAAGAUGCAGAGAUGUUAUUUUUCUUCUUGUAAACAUCAUUACACACAACAUUAAAACCCGUCAAAAUUG
Molecule: messenger RNA, 1052 nt
Organism: Boleophthalmus pectinirostris (great blue-spotted mudskipper)
Lineage: Eukaryota; Metazoa; Chordata; Actinopteri; Gobiiformes; Gobiidae
Gene: psmg2
Product: proteasome (prosome, macropain) assembly chaperone 2
Exons: 7
Coding region: 127-915 (262 amino acids)
Biological process (GO): proteasome assembly
Cellular component (GO): nucleus; cytosol
Source: RefSeq, a predicted model, not a curated record